UACUGUCUAUAUGUAGUUCUCAGCGUUUUGUAGAAAAAAUGACCGAUACGCAAUACUUAUAGACACUAGUAAAAAUAAGAAUCUCUAUAAGUUGUCGAACGGAACAGUGUCUCUAGUAUCGCGCAGACAUGAACGACUUCGCUGGGAGUCAUUACUAUAGAGUGAAUCGAAUACUUUUAACGUGCCUUGGACUGUGGCCAUAUUAUACGCAACGCACAAACUACGUCUAUAGCACAUUUUUGUUUCUCCUACUUUUAUCUAAUGUCUUUUUUCAGUUAUCAUCGUUUAUUGUCAAGGGAUACAGCGUGGAUCGCCUUUUAAAUAUUUUCUCGAUAUUGGGAAUUACACUGUAUUACACAGUUAAAUAUUUUGCCAUGUUUACUAAUAGCAGUAAAGUGAGAGAGCUUAUGGAACAAAUACGAUAUGAUUGGAAUACCCUAAAAGAGAAAGAGGAAUUUAAAAUCAUACGCCAUCGCGCUAAUAUCGGGAGAUCUUGCACAAUUAUUCUUUUAAUAUGGAUAUACACAACGACCUUCGUCUUUAUAUUAAUGCUUUCUUCGCCAAGUAUUCUCGAUAUCGCGAUGCCAUUAAACGAAUCGCGAUCAUUGUGGCAGAUUUCGGUCAUGGUAGAAUUGUUUGUCAAUGAGGAGAAAUACAUCGGAUUGUUAACAUUCUAUUUGCUCCUGUCGGGCUUUAUUGGUAUUAGCACGAUGAUAGCUGUCGAAACGUUCGUGCUAAUGUAUGUACAACACACAUGUGCAAUGUUUCAAAUCACUAGUUAUCGAAUUGAACGUAUUGUGAACAACAGUCAAAUGAAAUGGUUAAUCUCUCCAGAAAAAUUCAGUAUUCAUAAAAGCCUCGUGGAGACUGUCGACGGUCAUCAAAAUGCUAUCGAGUCCAUCGAUUCCCUCAAAAACACUUUCUCAAUUGCUCACUUUUUUGCGAUUCCUCUCAGCGUUUCAUCGUUAAGCAUCAAUCUAUACCUUUUGUGCGAGCGCGUCAUGGCGGGAGAUAUCGGCGGUACGAGCAUAUUGCUCUUAUACGUUUUCAGUCAUUUUUGCUACAUGUUACUUUGUACUUACACUGGCCAACUGGUAAUAGAUCAUAGUGACGAUAUCUUUAAGAAAAUAUGCAACACUCGAUGGUAUGAAGCUCCAUUAAGCACGCAAAAGUGCCUCAUGAUGAUAACGUACCGAAGUAUGAAGACUUGCACAAUGAUGAUUUGCCUUGGUCUGUUCGUGCCGUCUUUACCAGGUUUCGCCACGCUCGUCAGCUCGUCGUUAUCAUACUUUAUGGUACUGUAUUCUGUGCGCCGACAGUAAUCACAGAAUAUAGUUCUCAACAAUGAAUCGUGAUUGACAAAUACUUUCGUGAAGAAAAGUGCAUCGUGUUAGAUAGAAAGUAACAUCUCUCUGGACUGUCAGAAACUUUGAAACUUACGCGCUCCGUUUAUGCUUAAAUAUCCUGAUAUUAAACUAAGUGCGAGCCAAAAUAUUUCUCUAAAUAAUUAAAAUAAACAGCUCUUAACGUUGAAUAAACCGUACGAUUUGAUU
Vollenhovia emeryi is the source of this 1553-nucleotide messenger RNA. RefSeq names its product odorant receptor 22c-like. Lineage: Eukaryota; Metazoa; Arthropoda; Insecta; Hymenoptera; Formicidae. Gene Ontology annotation, cellular component: plasma membrane. The coding region runs from base 129 to 1322 and encodes 397 amino acids. The record is from RefSeq and is a predicted model, not a curated record. Gene Ontology annotation, molecular function: olfactory receptor activity; odorant binding. Gene Ontology annotation, biological process: detection of chemical stimulus involved in sensory perception of smell; sensory perception of smell. The transcript has 9 exons.